UCACGAACAAACAGUUUUUCAGUUUCUUUUCAAAUUUUACAAAAAACACAACAGAAAUAAGCUUGACAUUGAAAGUAGCAACAAGAUAUAGCCAAGAAAAAUGAGCAAAAUUUUCACAAAAAAGCUCGAACGCCUUCACAAGCCACCAUGUGACUUAACCAUGUACGACAACGAAGAGUAUAUGAAAAAUCCGCUUCUAAAAUUCCGCCUGUCCGAUGUGAAAGAGAAGCGUCACUUUGCUUUUCUUAAACAAAAAGCCGCCGAAGAAAAAAUCAAAUUAGCUCGAAGAGCCCGCAUUCAUUUAGAAUCAAUACGACCCGAAAAAGAGUCCUACUACAUUGAUCAGCUUAAAAUUCAUGUGCGGAAAAUUCCUGUUCCCAAAAUGCUCAUGUCAAUCGAGAAUAAAAUUAAAAGCUAUGCACCAGCACAACUGAAGAUCAAAUAUCCAGAUUUGGUAAGUUCGUACAUGGACGAAGUCCACACAGAUUUCGAUAGACUGAUGAAGAUCUUUAGCAUGAAAAAGAUCCUACGUCAUCCGGAAUUUGAUGAUGAAAAUCCAGAAGAUUUUAAUCUUCCUAGACCGGAUUUUCGAUUUAAAUUCCCAGGACGAACUCCACGCUAUGCUGAAGUAUUCAUUUCAAAUAGAAAGAAACUUACCGAUAAGCUAUUGAUUGUGUUUCCUUUUGUUCGAGCGGUUUUGGCUCUUUCCGAGUCAGAUUUUCCUCUUAUAAUUCACUAUUUUGGCCGAAAUGAAUACCUGCACCUGAGCAAGGAUUUGGAAACGAUUUUACUCCAUUCCUAUGUGAAGGCUUGUAAGGCUGAUAUUGAAAAAAGAACUUCUUUCAUUCGAUGGAAUUGGUAUCCCCGCAUUGUGAACAUUGUGAAGAAACACUAUCGCAAGAAAACCAUACCCAUGUCGAAAUGGACAAAAGCCUUUAACUGCAUUGAGGGACUUAUAAAUCGGCAAAUAAAUAACUUGAAAAUGCGAACCUUGGAUGGUUUGUUAGAGCUCUGUGGCAAUGCUAGGGAAAUGCCACAAUUCAAACUUAAUGUCGACUAUGAUCAACAUCGUGAAUGUAUUGACUUAAGUCCGAGUUAUGAAAACAUUGAAGCAGGAUUUUGUUCAAUAGCUUUGGGAAUUGCUGAGGCUUCAACUGAUCUUGAACCUUUAAGGCCGCAGAUAAAUCCAUAUUUAUCUGGGCAUUGUGGGGAAUUCUUGCCAAUUGAGUUGAAUAAAGCCUAUCUUGAUGAAUUUUUGGAAAAAUUGAAAAAGAGAGUUCUUCAAACUUAUAUCCCCGUUAAGAAAUACUUAAAACGCUUUCAAUGCAAAUAUUAUUGUUUGUAUAGUCGAGAAAUUCGAGCUGAUCUGGAGGAGUUCUUGGAGAAGCCACGAACGUUUGAAGAAUAUUUCAAGAAGAUCGAAACUUAUUUUGCUUAUAUUGAUCUGCUACGAAGUGAACCAAUGAGAGAGUUCUUUGAGAUAGCUCUGAUAAAUAACGGUCCUGCGAUUGAUAAACUUCGGCAGCUUGCUGAAAGUUUAAUUCAAAGAAUCACAGAGCAUAUUGUGAUUGAGCAUAUGAGAGCUGAAAAGAGAAUAUGUGAUACUUUUGAAGAUAUAAAGGCUAAAGCAUUAAAGAUCCCACGUUCGACAGAGGAACUGCUUGAAGGAGCUGAAUACAUGAUUUAUGUGAAAAAUACCCAAAUGGCAGAAUUGCGAGAUCAAAUUCAGUAUUGUUUGAGAAUCGGGACUGAUCUUGUUUCACUAACUGAAAUGACAAAGGAACAUAUUGAUUUGACUGUCCACACAAUCAAUUGGCUGAGGGAUAUCAAUGAGGUCUUCGAGUUGAAUGCCUCUCAGCAUGAACAGUAUAAAUUUAUGUUCGAGGAACAUUUGCAGGAAGUGGUGAAAAAACUGAACAAGGAUAUUCUUGAGUUUAUUCCCAAAAUGACGGUUUUGGAUGAUAUGUGUGAUACUGAUAAAUUUCGAGAAUAUUAUAUCUUGUUGCAGAACUUUAUUGAUCAAUUAAAAACUUUUGAUGACUACAUAAAGUGGAUCAAUAAAGAGGAAAAAUUGUAUAAGAUACCACAGACACAGUAUCCCACGAUGGAGGUGCUAAAUGAAUUUGUUUAUCCUUUUGCAACUUUAAUGAGAUUGUGCAUCCGAUGGUUGAGAUAUUAUUUUGUUUGGAUGGAUGGACCAUUUGAAUAUUUAGAACCAAAAUUCGUUGAAGAAACGACUGAUAACUUUUAUAAGGAGUUUUUGAAAAAUCAAAAAUACUAUCGCAAUAAAAUCAAACAGGAUUUAAUUGGAAAUCCCGUUUGCCGUUUUCGAGGACAAACAGAAGAUCCCGACCCUGAACAACACCCGGUGCCCUUAAAACUCUGUGCCAAAAUGAUAAAUUGGAUAAAAGACUUCCGUUUGGGUGUAUUCAUGGUUAACAUAAUGUGCAAUCCAGCUCUACGUAAACGUCAUUGGACUGAAAUGUCCCAAAUAGCAGACUUUGAUAUAACUCCCGAUGCUGGAACAACACUAAGAAAAUUAAUCAACUACAAACUCGAUGCCAAAUUGGAUAGUUUCGAAAUAAUAAGCGUUAGUGCAAAUAAAGAACUUCAACUGCAAAAUAAUCUCUUUUCCAUGAUGAAAGAAUGGGAUACAAUAAAUUUUCCAACUGGUCCCUACAAAGAAACUAACGUACAAAUCCUAUCAAAUUUGGAUGAUAUUCAAGCUUUGCUCGAUGAUCAUAUUAUCAAAACCCUGUCGAUGCGUGGUUCAGCUUUUAUGAAACCUUGUGAAAAAGAGGUACUGGCUUGGUAUGAGAAACUUAUUCGAGUCAAUAGAACUCUAGAGCAAUGGGGUAAGGUUCAGGCAAACUUCCUCUAUCUUUUGCCAAUAUUCUCGUCGAAGGAUAUCAUAGCCCAGAUGCCCGAAGAAGGUCGAUUAUUUGCACAAGUAGAACAAACUUUUAAACGAAACAUGGGAAUGGUUAUACGAAAUCCAUUGGUCAUGGAGACCGGUCCAGCUGUGGGAAUGCUCGAAUCACUCGACAAAGCUGUUGAACUACUCGAAGAUAUAACAAAUGGCGUGAAUGAAUAUUUGGAAAAGAAACGCUUGUAUUUUCCAAGAUUUUUCUUCCUAUCCAAUGAUGAAAUGUUGGAGAUCCUCUCUGAAACUAAAGAUCCCCUCAGAGUGCAGCCACAUUUGGGGAAAUGUUUCGAGGGUAUUAGUACUCUAGAAUUUGAUAAACAACUCAAUGUUCUAUCUAUGAAUAGCUCAGAAAAGGAAAAUAUCAAAUUUGUCGAAAUGGUGUCUACAUCUGCAGCCGGGGGAAGUGUCGAAAAGUGGUUGGUGGGUGUGGAAGAACAGAUGUUGUCUGCAGUGCGAUACCAAACAGAACUCAGCUAUAAUGAUUAUACAACAAAAAAGCUUGGCGAUUGGGUUGUAGAUUGGCCACAAAUGGUUGUCUUAUGUGUUUCUCAGAUUUACUGGGCUGCAAGUGUCCAUCGUCAUCUGCGAUCAACCGAACUAAAUGCAAUGUCAGAGUUUUUUAAACAACUCAAUGUUGAAUUGACAGAUAUUGUAGCUCUGAUUCGGCGGAAGGAUAUUUCAAAUUUGGCAAGAAUUACCAUCAAGUCGUUAAUAGUCAUAAACGUUCACGCUAAAGAUGUGAUCAACGAACUCAUUCAGGCAAAUGUUACGGAUGAAUCCGACUUUGCUUGGCUAUCGCAGUUGCGUUAUUAUUGGGAGAAAGAUGACACUCUUGUGAGGAUCAUAAAUGCAACGGUUCCUUAUGCAAAUGAAUAUCUCGGAAACUCCGAUAGACUUGUGAUCACACCGCUAACUGAUCGGUGUUAUCGAACUUUGAUUGGAGCUUACCAACUUCACUUGAAUGGUGCCCCUGAGGGCCCAGCAGGAACUGGUAAAACAGAAACCACUAAAGAUUUAGCCAAGGCUUUGGCCGUGCAAUGUAAGGUUUUCAAUUGCUCCGAUGGUCUCGAUUACAAAGCAAUGGGGAAGUUUUUCAAAGGUUUGGCUUCGUGUGGAGCUUGGGCAUGUUUUGACGAAUUCAAUCGUAUUGAACUGGAAGUUCUUUCUGUGGUAGCUCAGCAAAUUCUUUGUAUAAUUCAAGCAGUACGAAGUAACGCAACAAAAUUCAUGUUUGAAGGAACAGAACUGACCUUAAAUCCUGCCUGUUAUGUUUGUAUUACAAUGAAUCCUGGAUAUGCUGGUCGUUCGGAACUUCCUGACAAUUUAAAAGUUCUUUUUCGGUCAGUAGCAAUGAUGGUUCCAGAUUAUGCAAUGAUUGGAGAGAUUUCUCUUUAUUCAUUUGGCUUUGUCAAUGCUAGAAAUCUGGCUGUAAAGAUUGUUACGACUUAUAGGCUUUGUUCGGAACAGCUGUCAUCACAGAAUCACUACGAUUAUGGAAUGCGAGCUGUAAAAAGUGUUCUCUCAGCUUGUGGAAACAUUAAAAAGAUGUUUCCAGAUGAAAAUGAAGAUAUUCUUCUUCUAAGAUCACUGUUGGAUGUGAACUUGCCCAAGUUUCUGUCUUUUGAUAUACCUUUGUUUGAAGGAAUCAUAUCGGAUUUAUUCCCUGGAAUUCGAUUACCCAGUCCAGAUUAUAAUCUAAUCACUGAAGCAUUCAAUCGCAUAUGUGGAGAGAUGAAUCUGCAGCCUACUGAAAGCUUCUUGACAAAAGUCAUUCAAACCUAUGAGAUGAUGAUUGUUCGUCAUGGAUUUAUGAUGGUGGGUGAGCCUAUGGCUGGAAAAACAAAAACCUUACAUGUUUUGGCAAAGAUUUUGUCUUCAUUAAAAGACUCCGGGUCAAGUCCGUAUUUUCAAGAUGUUCAAAUAGGUGUAGUCAAUCCCAAAGCUAUAACCAUGAAUCAACUUUAUGGUGCAUUCGAUCCAGUUUCUUAUGAAUGGACAGAUGGAAUUGUUGCAACGAUAUUUAGAAACUUUGCCAUGGAUAAUUCUUCAGAUCGUAAAUGGGUAAUUUUUGACGGCCCUGUAGAUGCUGUUUGGAUUGAAAACAUGAAUACUGUUCUGGAUGAUAAUAAAAAGCUUUGUUUGACUUCGGGCGAAGUGGUAACCAUGACCAACGAAAUGUCAAUGAUUUUCGAAGUAAUGGACUUGGCUCAAGCCUCACCGGCUACUGUGUCUCGUUGUGGUAUGAUUUAUAUGGAAACAGCUACUUUAGGUUGGCAGACUUUUGCAAAAUCUUGGCUAAAUAAGUGCGAUGAAACAUGGGCAGAUGCUGAAGGGAAGAUUUAUGUGAUGGCGUUAUGCAGUUGGCUUUUGCCACCGUGUCAGGCCUUUAUCAGAAGAUCAUGUACUCAACUUCUGCGACCUGGAGAAUUUAGUGUUCUUCGAACAACAUUUGAUCUCUUUGAAAUGUUAAUGCAAGAAGCUAUUGAAGAAAAUCCCGAAGAAUAUCAACGUUACAUGAUAACUUAUUUCCAAGCAUCAAUAUUAUAUUCAAUAGUUUGGGGAAUUGGUGGGAUAUUGGAUACAAAUUCUCGUCAACUUUUUGACCAAUUUUUAAGAAAAUUCUGGAGUCAAGAUGAAGAAGAUAAAAAUUCUAUCCCCGAAGCUAUUGGAAAACUUGAAAUAGCACUGCCCUCAGAAGGUCUUUUAGCUGAUUAUGUUUAUAUGUACAAACAAAAAGGUACAUGGAAAUAUUGGCCAGAGUUGGUCAAAAAAAUGGAACCCGAAGAAUCAGCUUCUGGUGUUCAAAUACCAACCAUAGACACUGCAAGGUAUAUGCAUUUAUUGGAAAUGCAUAUUAAGCACGAAAAGAAAUUCUUACUUGUUGGACCAACUGGAACUGGAAAGAGUGCUUAUAUUCAGAACAUGCUUAUGAAUAAGGUAUCUCCUGAAAAAUACAUGUCGACUUUUAUCACUUUUACGGUUAUGAUCACUGCCAAUCAGACACAAGAUCUUAUUAUUUCAAAGCUUUUUAAACUUAAACGGGGUAUUUACGGACCUCCAAAAGGUCAGACAGCUCUCAUAUUCGUCGAUGAUAUGAAUAUGCCAGCUAAAGAAGUCUAUGGUGCUCAACCUCCAUUGGAACUUCUUCGCCAAUACUUCGACGUUGGUCACGUUUAUGACCUCAAAGACACUUCCAAGAUCUUUCUUCAAAACCUGCUUAUAAUUUGUGCAUGUGGACUGCCUGGUGGUAGUCGACAAGAUGUUUACGCUCGAUUCCUUUCCCAUUUCAAUAUAUUCUCCAUUAAUACCUUCGCUGAGGAUACUAUGAACAGGAUCUUCGUUAAUGUCCUUUUGAAUGGUUUCAAGAAAUCAGGACACAGUCAUGAUGUUUUGUCAAGCACACAGCAAAUUGUAAGUGCUACCCAGCAGAUAUACAAGUAUGUACAAACCGAGUUGAGGGCUACACCAGAUAAGUCGCAUUACAUCUUCAAUCCAAGGGAUAUUUCCCGUGUUGUAACAGGUUGUGCCCUUUUGAAGAAGGAAUCAGUGGAUAAUAAGAAGAUCUUUGCUCGUCUGUGGUAUCACGAAGCGAUGCGUGUGUUUUAUGAUCGUUUAGUUGACGAAAAUGAUCAGCGAUGGAUUUUCGAAAAACUUAACGAAUGUAUCAAAGAGAAUUUCAAAGAACGAAUGGAGUCGGUUUUCGAGCAGUAUGCUGGCGAAGAUGGUCAGGUCACACUAGAAGGUGUGAAUCGAAUGAUUUUCGGCGUUUACAUGGAUGAAGAUAACGAACCGGAUGAGAAGAAAUAUGAAGAAGUUGUUUCGCUGGAAGCUUUCAGCAAAGUGGCCUAUCAGAAUCUCGAAGAAUACAAUGCCACUCGAAGGACCAAAAUGGACAUAGCCUUGUUCACCUAUGCAUUGCAACACUUGAACAAGAUCUGUCGAAUUAUAUCGAUUCAGGGUGGUAGUGCUUUGUUGGUAGGUAUUGGAGGGUCUGGAAGGCAAUCACUGACAAAGCUUGCUGCAACUAUUUGUGGAACGUCCCUGUUCCAACCAGAAAUUACAAAGAAUUACGGUGUUAAUGAUUGGCAUGAUGAUAUAAAGAAUAUUUUGAAGGAAGCUGGAGGUAUUGGCAAACACACAGUUUUCCUAAUGACCGAAAAUCAAAUCAAAAUGGAACUAUUCCUUCAGGAUAUCGAUUGUCUAUUGAAUCAAGGUGAAGUACCAAAUAUCUAUGCUAUUGAUGAAAAACAAGAACUAUUGGAACUUGUUCGUCUUGCCGCUCAAGGAGGCAAUCGAAAUAUUGAUAUCUCUCCAUUGCAAGUGUUUUCGUAUUUUGUCAACCGAUGUCGUCAAAAGUUGCAUAUUAUUUUGUGUUUCAGUCCAAUUGGGGACUCACUGAGGACCAGAAUCAGAUUAUAUCCUUCGCUAGUUAAUUGUUGUACAAUUGAUUGGUUCCAGAUCUGGCCUGAAGAUGCACUCCAAAUGGUUGCAAAAAUAUCAAUGGAAGAUGUCAAUGUUGAGCCAGAAGUUAAAGAAGCCAUAGUUGUCAGUUGCCAGUAUUUUCAUUUGAGCGCGAAUGAUGUUAUCAAGGAAUUUUUCGCAGAGACCAAUCGGAUUGUUUACAUCACUUCUGCAUCAUUUUUAGAACUGAUUCGUUCAUUUCGGACGUUGGUAAGUCGCAAGCAAACAGAAACUAUGGAAGCUAAAAUGCGGUAUAUUGGAGGACUGGAAACUCUUAAAGUUGCUGCAGAAGCUAUUUCUGUGAUGCAAAUUCAAUUGAAUGCUUUGCAACCAAAACUAUUGGAAAUGGCUAACGCCUCCCGAAGAAUGAUGGAGGAGAUCAAUACUGAGACAAUAGCUGCUAGUGCAGCAGCUGAACAAGUGAAAAAAGAUGAAAUAGUCGCUGGAGCGCAAGCUAAAGCUGCUCAGUCACUGAAAGACGAAUGCGAGAAAGAUCUAGCUCAGGCAAUUCCGGUGCUCGAAGAAGCUAUCUCAGCUUUGAAUACCUUGAAGCCAGCAGACAUAACGCUGGUUAAAUCUAUGAAAAAUCCUCCUUCGGUAAUUAAGCUGGUCAUGGCAGCUGUUUGCGUGAUCAAAGGUGUCCCGGCUGAUCGAAUCAACGAUCCAGCUACUGGAAAAAUGGUCAAUGACUACUGGGGUCCCAGUAAACGUAUUUUGGGUGACAUGAACUUCCUCCAGGCUCUAAAAGAUUUCGACAAAGAUAACAUUAGUCCUGAGAUAAUGAAAAAAAUUCGCAAAGACUUCAUUCCACACAAAGAUUUCCAGCCGAAAAUUGUCGCCAAGGCUUCCAGUGCUGCCGAGGGUCUUUGCAAAUGGAUCAUUGCUAUGGAUUUGUAUGACAACGUUGCCAAAGUUGUAGCUCCAAAGAAAGCAAAACUACAAGCAGCUGAGAAAGAAUAUUCCGAUACAAUGCAAAUUCUAAAUGAAAAACGUGAAAUGGCCGAGGCCUUGGAGAGGAAAGUGGCUCUUCUUAACGAGCAUUUGGAGAAAGCAAAUAUGGAAAUGCAAAGAACCCAGGACGUAGCGGAUUUAUGUCAAAACAAACUUAUGCGUGCUGAAGCUCUUAUUGGUGGACUGGGAGGAGAAAAAAGCCGCUGGACGGAAGCAGCUGAAACCCUUCAAGCUACCUAUGAUCAUCUUCCUGGUGAUAUACUCCUAUCUUGUGGUAUCAUUGCUUAUUUGGCAACAUUAACAGCACCAUUCCGGAAUCGAUGUAUUGAAAACUGGUUCGAAAAGUGUCAAUCUCUGAACAUACCCUGUUCGACAGUUUAUAGUAUUAUAAGUAGCCUUGGUACUGAGAUAGCCAUUCAGCAGUGGAAUAUUUAUGGUCUUCCAAGAGAUGUCUUCUCCUCGGAGAAUGCCAUAAUUUCAGCAAACUCUGGAAGAUACAGUCUUUUUAUUGAUCCUCAGGGUCAAGCAAAUAAAUGGAUCAAGAAUAUGGAACGGAAUAAUCGGCUAAAGGUUGUCAAAUUCAGUCAGAAGAAUUACAUGAAAGUUAUUGAGACUUCACUCGAAAGUGGUCAACCAGUUCUGAUAGAAAAUAUUUUGGAAGAACUUGAAGUUCCUUUAGAUCCGAUUCUUUUGAAAAACACUUUUGUCCAAGGUGGACAGGAAUUUGUUAGUUUAGGGGACAAUGUUGUGCCGAUAUCAAAAAAUUUCCGCUUAUACAUGACUUGCAAUCUUAGGAAUCCACAUUUUUUGCCUGAAACCUACAACAAAGUGACAAUAAUAAACUUUGCACUCACUCAAAGCGGAUUGGAAGAUCAGCUGUUGAGCAUAGUUGUUGCGAAAGAGCGUCCUGAUUUGCAAGAAAUGCGUGAAGCUCUUACCGAACAAGCAGCAAAAAAUAAGGCUGCUCUGAAAGACGCCGAAGAUAUGAUACUUAAGACUCUCUCUUCAUCACAGGGAGACAUUUUGGAAGAUGAAGGUGCCAUUCGCAUUUUGGACGAAUCUAAAAAUCUCUCCGUCGAUAUUGUAGCAAAACAAUUGGCUUCGAAGGAAACUGAGGAGAAAAUUGAUGCUUUCCGAUUGAACUACAAACCAGUAGCAGCUCAUUCGUCAAUCUUGUAUUACACAAUAACAGACCUGCCCAACAUAGAUCCAAUGUAUCAAUUUUCUCUUAAUUGGUACAUCAAUUUGUAUAUGUAUUCGAUUGAGAAUGCAAAUAAAUCAAAAGAUCUAGCUAGAAGGGUAAAAUUUCUUGUCGAUGCAAUAACUCAAAAUCUCUACAAUAAUGUCUGCCGAUCGAUUUUCGAAAAAGACAAGCUUUUAUAUUCAUUUAUUUUGACAACCAAACUUAUGCUAGAUACAAAGCAAAUUGAAAUGGCUCAUGUGAUGCAUUUGCUGACAGGAGGUGGCACAGAAGAUGUUGUCGAUGAUCAACCAAAUCCUGAUCCUUCAUGGAUAUCAGAUAUUGUCUGGCAGUGUAUUCGAAAACUUGAGCAUCUUCCUGUAUUCCGAUCAUUUGUUGAAUCAUUUAAGACAAAUCUUAAAGAAUGGCGGGAGUAUUAUGAUCAUUCCGAUCCUCAAACACUGGCAUUGCCAUCAAUUUGGGAGACCAAAUGUACACGUUUUGAGAAGAUAUUGAUAUUGCAAGCAUUUAGACCUGACAAAAUUUUCAUGGCUAUAAAUCUGUUUAUUGUAGCUGAAUUGGGAGUGAAAUUCGUUUCACCGCCUCCCUUUGAUAUUGGAAAUUCUUUUCAGGAGUCAAAUUGUUUGACACCGUUGAUUUUUAUUUUAUCGCCUGGUGCUGAUCCAAUGGGAUCACUUUUACUCUUUGCUGAACGAAUGGGUUUCGAUGAAACAUUCAAAAGUAUAUCUCUUGGACAGGGCCAGGGUCCGAUAGCAAUGAAGAUGAUUGAAGAAGCACAAGAGUCAGGUUAUUGGGUUUGUUUGCAGAAUUGUCAUUUGGCAGCUUCAUGGAUGCCAACAUUGGAAUACAUGUGGGAGAAUAUGGAUAGUUAUAAUACAUUUCCAACAUUUCGUUUGUGGCUAACAAGUUAUCCUAGCGAUGAGUUUCCUGUGUCGUUACUUCAAAAUGGAGUCAAGAUGACAAAUGAACCACCAACUGGACUUCAACAAAAUCUAAUUCGGUCAUAUAACUCGGAGCCUAUGAACGAUGAUAAGUUUUACACUGGUUGCCCCAAGCAAGAUCGAGCAUUCACUAGACUUUUAUAUGGAAUUUGUUUCUUCCAUGCCGUUGUACAGGAACGCAGAAAAUUCGGACCUCUGGGCUGGAACAUUCAAUACGGAUUUAAUGAGUCUGAUUUUCAAAUAUCUGUUCAACAGCUCCACAUGUUCUUGAACCAAUAUGACCACGUUCCCUAUGCAGCAAUAUCUUACCUUACAGCUGAAUGUAACUAUGGCGGACGUGUAACCGAUGCAUGGGAUCGUAGAGCUAUCAUAACAAUUCUAGCUGACUAUGUGAAUGAGCAAGCUGCUACAAAUCACCGUUAUAUGUUUGCCAAUGACGAUGCAUACAUUUUACCAAGAAAAACCGAACACCGCGAAAUCCUUCGCUACAUAAACGAAUACAUACCAUCGCUUCCGCCACCAGAAGUCUACGGACUUCACAGUAACGCUGGCAUCACUCGUGAUCUUCAAAUGACCAAUACCCUUUUGGAUUCUAUGAUCCUCACAUUGGGUAGUUCGUCAGCUGAUGCAAGUGAUGAAAAUAGCGAAGCUAGUCUUUUGGCAACAAUUCAUCAAAUACAAUCAAAUAUGCCACCAGAAUUCGAUAUCGAAAAGGCUAAGGAAAAAUAUCCUGUUGAUUAUAAAGAAUCAAUGAAUACCGUUAUUGUGCAGGAAAUGGAACGUUUUGCAAAGCUACAAAAAGAAAUCAUUGGAACUUGUGUGGAAUUGCAGAAAGCAAUUAAAGGAAUUUCUGUUAUGACCCCGCAGUUGGAAUUGGUCAUACAAGCGAUUCAGUUUAAGAAAGUUCCCACCAAAUGGAUGUCGAAAUCGUAUCCUAGUUUGAAGCCAUUAAGUUCGUAUAUAGUCGACUUUUAUAAACGUUUAAAAUGGCUACAGGAUUGGUAUGAUCAUGGGAAACCAGCAACAUUCUGGAUUUCGGGAUUCUUUUUCACACAAGCUUUUCUAACCGGUGCCAUGCAAAACUUUGCUAGAAAAUAUAAAAUUCCUAUUGAUACACUUACAUUUGAUUUUGUAGUUUUAGAUUCUAAAAGUAUGGAAAUUCCGCCAGAAGAUGGCGUUUAUAUCAAUGGGAUAUUUCUAGAAGGAGCUCGUUGGAAUUGGGAUAAACAUUUAUUGGACGAACAAAUACCAAAGAUUUUGAUUGCUGAUGUUCCCGUUAUUCAUUUGAUGCCUGUUUUGACUGUAAAAUUAGAUGAAGGAACACGCUAUAAAUGUCCACUUUAUAAGACUUCAGAACGAAAGGGUAUUCUUUCGACUACUGGCCACUCAACAAAUUAUGUGAUACCAAUUUUGUUGGAAACAUUGGUACCAGCAACACACUGGGUGAAACGGAGUGCAGCUUUGAUAUGUCAGACUAAUACUUGAAGGAAUUUUUCCAUAAGUUUUUAUAUUUUUCUUAAAUAACCAAUGUACGA
Messenger RNA from Episyrphus balteatus (marmalade hoverfly), 12015 nucleotides. RefSeq names its product dynein axonemal heavy chain 12 (gene Dhc62B). The coding region runs from base 101 to 11965 and encodes 3954 amino acids. The record is from RefSeq and is a predicted model, not a curated record. Gene Ontology annotation, molecular function: dynein light intermediate chain binding; dynein intermediate chain binding; ATP binding. Gene Ontology annotation, biological process: microtubule-based movement. The transcript is spliced from 14 exons. Gene Ontology annotation, cellular component: dynein complex. NCBI's taxonomy places the organism in Eukaryota, Metazoa, Arthropoda, Insecta, Diptera, Syrphidae.